CGGGUCCAGCCCAGCUUACCUGGCCGCCCGCGGGGCCCGGAGUUGAUCCUAAAGCAGGUCCACCCCGCAGGGGCUGGGGCGGCCCCCGGGGUGGGGAGAAGCGCUGGCUGUGUGGGUGCGCAGCGGGGCUCCCCCUCGGAGACGCCUCGGGGAGACCAAGUGGGGCGCCGACCCCUACGGGACUCGGGCCGGGGCGCGCCCUGUCGCCGGCACGGCGAGGGAGGACGGACGGGCCGCCCGCCAGCCCCGGGGGGAACCACGGGGCGGGGAGCGAUCCGCAUUGCAGGUGUACCGGGAGCGCCCUGGGGCCGAGCCCGAGACGCGGUGGGCGGAGGCCGUCCCGUCCCGCAGGCUUGAGCUCCCCGGGAGGCUGGAGACCCUCCCCCGUCCCUGGAUGUCAGCAUGGCUGCCAUGAACCUGGAGAACCAGCUGCACAGUGCGCAGAAGAACCUGCUCUUCCUGCAGCGGGAGCACGCCAGCACACUCAAGGGGCUGCACGCCGAGAUCCGCCGGCUGCAGCAGCACUGCACAGAUUUAACAUAUGAGCUGACCAUCAAAAGUUCCGAACAGACAGGCGACGGCUCCUCCAGGAGCAGCGAGCUGAAGAGGCGUUGUGCCGAGCUGCAAGCCCAGCUGCAGGCUAAGGAGGAGGAGAACGAGGAGCUGCUGAAGGAGCUGGAGCAGAAGAGCGCCAUGAUGGCUGUGCUUGAGAACACGAUCCGGGAGCGGGAGAAGAAGUACCUGGAGGAGCUCAAGGUGAAGAGCCACAAGCUGGGCCUGCUGUCUGCAGAGCUGGAGCAGCGGGCCGACACGGUGGCCUACCUCACUGCGCAGCUGCACGCCGCCAAGAGGAAGCUGCUGAGCUCCAGUGGCACCUCGGACACCAGCCCGGCCGGCAGCCCACUGGCCAGCUACAAGCCAGUGCCCCCCAAAGACAAGCUUCCCGAGACGCCUCGCCGCCGCAUGAAGAAGAGCCUCUCGGCCCCCCUGCACCCCGAGUUUGAGGAGGUCUACAGGUUUGGGGCGGAGAGCCGCAGACUGCACCUGCGAGAGCCGGUGGACGCCAUGCCUGACCCCACCCCGUUUCUGCUGGCGCGGGAGUCGGCCGAGGUCCAGCUCAGGGAGAGGCCUCUGGUCAUCCCGCCCAUCGCCUCAGAGCGCGGGGCCGGUGGGCAGCAGAGCCCGGCCCGGGAGAAGCCACACAAGGCCCAUGUCGGGGUUGCACACCGCAUCCACCACGCCAGCCCGCCACAGGCGCAGCCCGAGGUGGAGACGCUGGCGGUGGACCAGGUGAACGCAGGGAAGGUGGUACGGAAGCACUCAGGGACGGACAGAACUGUGUGAAGCCGCCGCCAGCCGCGCCGUCCAUGCACUGUGAGCGCCAGGGGGACCGCGCCACCUCCCCUCCCCAUGCAUGCCAAACCGCUUCACACCGCCCGACAGGACCGCGCCGCUGCCGCUGCAGAGCUGCCCUCGCUCCAUUGCCGCGCCACUACUGGCUUCCAGCCUCACCCGCCACCGAUGUACACGGGCAGAGCAAUGUGUCCCCCACCCACCCCGAUUCCAGGGCAGCCUGUGCAGAGCGGCGCUCCCUCCUGGAGACCCCACCCCACGCCCAGGUGGCGCCAGCGCCGAGCCGCGCAGAGAAGCCCCCAUGUAUGUCCCAGGAGCUAAAUAAGAUGAUGUUUCUCCUCACGUCGCACAACCCAAACGUGUGUUCAUAUUUUCUUUGUUAGUUUUACCCAAAAUGUUCAAGAUCCCAACAAACUUUAUUUUCUAA
Molecule: messenger RNA, 1780 nt
Organism: Perognathus longimembris pacificus (Pacific pocket mouse)
Lineage: Eukaryota; Metazoa; Chordata; Mammalia; Rodentia; Heteromyidae
Gene: Ccdc92
Product: coiled-coil domain containing 92
Exons: 4
Coding region: 403-1344 (313 amino acids)
Cellular component (GO): centriole
Source: RefSeq, a predicted model, not a curated record